UUACAAGGAGGUAAGUCACUUACUAAGUAUGAGUGGACCCCUAGAGCGUGUUGUGAAAGAGGAGCUUGGGCUGUCGGUUCUGAAGGGGACAGGGGUGUCUGGGGGUGGCUGUAUCAACCAGGGAACUGCCUAUGACACUGACAAGUAUGGCCGAGUCUUCAUAAAGGUCAACUCUAAAUCUGGGGCUCGUACUAUGUUUGAAGGGGAGUUUGCCAGUUUGGAGGCUCUUGCUGCCCCAGGCAUUGUCAGAGUCCCAAAACCUAUCAAGGUUAUUGACCAGCCCAGUGGGGGUGCAGCCUUGGUGAUGGAGUACGUGGAGAUGGGAGGAGGGUUACACAAGUAUGCUGCACAGCUCGGGGAACAGCUGGCCAGGCUGCAUCUCCACAACGGGAGCCUAGAGAGUGCUGCCAGGAUGGCAGAGAGCAACGUUCACAAGCUUGAGGGCGGGCCUCAUUACGUUGGAAAGUUUGGAUUCCAUGUGAACACCUGCUGUGGCUACCUUGAGAUUGACAAUACAUGGCGCGACAACUGGCAGGAGUUCUAUGCCAACAUGAUAGAGAAUCAUGUUAAAAUGGUUGAAAAAAAUGCAAGUGACCGCCAGGCAAGAGAGUUAUGGAACAAGGUGCUGCCGAAACUGCCCAGGUUCUUCGAUGGUGUUGACAUAAAGCCGGCCAUCGUUCAUGGGGACCUCUGGGGCGGCAAUGCUAGCGAGAACAAUGAAGGCCCAUUGAUAUUUGAUCCCGCCAGUUUGUAUGGCCAUUCUGAGUACGAUCUUGGAAUAAGUUACCUGUUUGGAGGAUUUAGCGGCAAAUUCUACGAGGCCUACCACAAGGUGAUACCGAAAGCCCCUGGGUUUCAGAUGAGAAAAGAGCUCUACAAGCUGUUUCAUUACUUAAAUCACUGGAACCACUUUGGAGGUGGAUAUCGCGGCUCAUCUAUCUCGACCCUGCAGGCAUGUGUUAACUCCGUGUACCCGUGACCCCAGGGGCCCAAUACAGGGGCUCCACACAAGAGCUUAAUCACAGGUGUGGGGGUGACCAAAGAGUCAUGUCACCAGAUGUACAAGCUGUAUACAGCUAGGAAUCUGAACUGUUGUUUCAAGCAUACCAGAUACGGACAUUUAAUUAACAAGCCUUGUGUAGAAUAUCGCUGCAUUACAUUGCUUACCAGCAUCAUAAUGUCAUGCAUAUCUGAUUUUGCUACUAUUCAGCGAGUUAACGUUGUGGAAACUUCCUUGCUGCUUAUUGUUCCAAGGUUUUGUACAGGUCUACUGAGAUAUUGAUGCAUUCACAACCUGUACAGUUCUACUGAGAUAUUGAUGCAUUCACAACCUGUACAGAUCUACUGAGAUAUUGAUGCAUUCACAACCUGUACAGGAUUACUGAGAUAUUGAUGCAUUCACAACCUGUACAGGUCUACUGAGAUAUUGAUGCAUUCACAACCUGUACAGGUCUACUGAGAUAUUGAUGCAUUCACAACCUGUACAGGUCUACUGAGAUAUUGAUGCAUUCACAACCUGUACAGGAUUACUGAGAUAUUGAUGCAUUCACAACCUGUACAGGUCUACUGAGAUAUUGAUGCAUUCACAACCUGUACAGGUCUACUGAGAUAUUGAUGCAUUCACAACCUGUACAGGAUUACUGAGAUAUUGAUGCAUUCACAACCUGUACAGAUCUACUGAGAUAUUGAUGCAUUCACAACCUGUACAGGAUUACUGAGAUAUUGAUGCAUUCACAACCUGUACAGGAUUACUGAGAUAUUGAUGCAUUCACAACCUGUACAGGUCUACUGAGAUAUUGAUGCAUUCACAACCUGUACAGGAUUACUGAGAUAUUGAUGCAUUCACAACCUGUACAGGAUUACUGAGAUAUUGAUGCAUUCACAACCUGUACAGGAUUACUGAGAUAUUGAUGCAUUCACAACCUGUACAGGAUUACUGAGAUAUUGAUGCAUUCACAACCUGUACAGGUCUACUGAGAUAUUGAUGCAUUCACAACCUGUACAGGAUUACUGAGAUAUUGAUGCAUUCACAACCUGUACAGGAUUACUGAGAUAUUGAUGCAUUCACAACCUGUACAGGAUUACUGAGAUAUUGAUGCAUUCACAACCUGUACAGGAUUACUGAGAUAUUGAUGCAUUCACAACCUGUACAGGUCUACUGAGAUAUUGAUGCAUUCACAACCUGUACAGGUCUACUGAGAUAUUGAUGCAUUCACAACCUGUACAGGAUUACUGAGAUAUUGAUGCAUUCACAACCUGUACAGAUCUACUGAGAUAUUGAUGCAUUCACAACCUGUACAGGUCUACUGAGAUAUUGAUGCAUUCACAACCUGUACAGGAUUACUGAGAUAUUGAUGCAUUCACAACCUGUACAGUUCUACUGAGAUAUUGAUGCAUUCACAACCUGAACUUUUAUGAUAAACAGAAAUACUUACAAACGAUGCGCCUUAAGCUUUGAUUCAUUUUUUUCCAUGUUAAAGGCUAGUGUAUAGGGGUUAAUUAUUGCUUUGUUUUCUGUUUCCAUAAAGUUAUAUAAACAUACCACGCUUGCUGCUAUAUAAGAUCAUCUGAAAGCUAUACCUUUGUUGGUCUAAAAGCAGAUAUAAAUAAUAGGGAAAAUGUUGUCUUUCUUUUUCCU
Molecule: messenger RNA, 2638 nt
Organism: Mya arenaria
Lineage: Eukaryota; Metazoa; Mollusca; Bivalvia; Myida; Myidae
Product: ketosamine-3-kinase-like
Exons: 9
Coding region: 29-979 (316 amino acids)
Source: RefSeq, a predicted model, not a curated record